AUGUUUGGCUCGGUGACACCGCUGGCCUGCUGCCUUACAUGGGCAAACCUCUGAACUGACUGAGACGGCUGGAAUUUCAGAGCGUGACGUCACUGCCUACAACUCUCCCAGAAUUUGGAUGAAGAAGUUUCACUUUUUUGGUGGGAUUUGAACCUCUGUUCUAUUUCCUAGAAAGCGAGAUUAACACAGUAAAGGGCAUUGCUUCACCAAUCUUCCAGAAAUCCCACACAUCCUGAACGGAGAAAAGGUGUCUGAUCCUGCAGUCCCCACCACCACUUUUGACAACUUGGAACCAUGUGGAACCCAGUGAACAAUAACGACCAGACGGGACAAGUGGCUGCCAGAAUGGAGACUACGCCGUCUUUGGGUAGUGCGAGCAUCUCCAUCUCCCAGCAGCAGUCACCCAAGAAAUUUGCCCCCAUGGUUGCACCCAAGCCCAAGUUCAACCCUUACAAACCGAUGGGAGAAUCCAGCUUCUCCGACCCUGCAGCGGACUACCUUCCCCCGCCACCACCUGCCGAAGAGUCAACCGGUUUCCCAUCAUCCCCUGGUUCCUUCCCUCCUCCUCCGCUGAUGAACUCGUACGAUUUUCAGACGAAAGGACCAGAGAAGACCCUGGCAGAGAGGCGCUCAAGUCUGGAUGCCGAGAUCGACUCCCUCACCAGCAUCCUGGCAGACCUGGAGAGCAGCUCGCCCUACAAGCCACGAGGCACACAAAACUCUGGAUCCUCUGCAGCCUCGACCCCCAACGCUCCUGUGACUGGUUACAAGCGCAUGGUCAUUCCAACCCAGCCACCUCUGACUGCCACCAAGAAGUCUACACCCAAACCUCAGGCUCCUGGGGGAGUCUCGUCUGGUUCCCCUUCCUCUGUCAGCCCGGUGGCCAAGCCUCUAAGCCACAAUGCUCCUCAGCCUGUCCCGGCCUCUUACGCUACAGCCUCAACCCCUAGCCAGCCCACCUUCAACGUCCAGGUGAGGUCGGCCCAGCCCGGUCCCCAGCAUCAGGCUCCAGGUGGCCACCAUUUUGGUCAGCAACCCAUUCGCAGCCCUUCACAGGUGCACUAUAUGCCUGCCCAGCCCAAAGGUCCCGACUUUGCCUAUGGACCACCACAGCCUGGCUUCUCCCCAAUGGCUCAGGGUGCAUAUCAAGAACAGCACCAUCCAGGAGUACACCAAGUAGGUGGCUUAAGCUCCAGGAGACCUGAGCCGGCUCCUGCGCAAGCAUACCAACCUCCAGGCCCCAAGAAGACCUACAUCACAGAUGUACCACCAAGCUUGCCUCCUUGCACUUCUGGACCAGCUGUUCCACCAAAGGGCAUAGCUCCCAUCACCCACCCUGAAGACGAGCUGGAGCGCCUGACCAAGAAGAUGCUGUUUGACAUGGACAACCCACCAUCUGAAGAAUAUUUUGGGCGCUGUGCCAGCUGUGGAGAGAACGUAGUGGGAGAAGGCACUGGCUGCACUGCCAUGGACCAGGUCUUCCAUGUUGACUGCUUUGUCUGCAUGACCUGCAGCACCAAGCUGCGUGGCAAGCCUUUCUUUGCUGUCGAGAAGAAGGCAUACUGUGAGCCUUGCUAUAUUAACACCCUUGAGACCUGCAACAUCUGCAGUAAGCCCAUCAUGGAGCGCAUCCUGCGGGCUACAGGGAAAGCCUACCACCCUCACUGCUUCACCUGCGUGGUGUGCCACCGCAGCCUGGACGGCAUCCCCUUCACCGUGGAUGCUUCCAACCACAUCCACUGCAUCGAGGACUUUCACAAGAAGUUCGCUCCACGCUGCUGUGUAUGUUCUGAGCCUAUAAUGCCAGCACCAGGUCAGGAGGAGACUGUCCGUAUUGUGGCCCUGGACCGCGACUUCCACGUGCAUUGUUACCGCUGUGAGGAUUGUGGCUCUCUGCUCUCAGAGGGGGACAACCAGGGCUGUUACCCUCUGGACGGACACGUCCUCUGCAAAAACUGUAACACCAGCCGCAUUCAGGCCCUCACCGCCAAGGCCACCACUGACCUCUGAACAACCUGCCGCCCGGUCACCCCCACUGUGAUAACCCAACGCUCGCUCUCUCUCUCUUUCUGUCUACCCCUCUCUCUUUUCUUUCUCUCGCAAACAUAUCGAUCCACAGGAGCUUGCAUUCCUCAGCAUAUACAUAUAUAUCCCCCUAUAUAUAUUCACUUUCAGUAACAAGAAGCAGCCGCACGUGUUCACCUGCAUACAUACAUACAUAUCUAUUAAUUACAAUCACAGCGGAAGAGGCUGUGUGUGUUUAACGGUAUUGUUGUUAAAGGAAUAGUUUGGGAAACAUUUUGGGAAAUAUGCUUAUAAAGUAGCUAAGCUUGGCAUAAAAACUGGAAACAGCUAGUCGAGGUCUGUCCAAAGUUGAAAUAAUUCCACCUAACUGUAUCCUUAAAGUUCAUUAAUUACCUUGUUCUGUCUCAUUUACAGUUUUAUGGGAGAUUAUGGGCUGCUUCUGGCAAAGAUAUAGCCUGCCACAUAAUCCUCCAUAAAGCUACAACUUGUCAUUUUUAGACUUUUGUUUAUUAAAAAUAUAGAUAUGGUAACAUGUUACUUAGUGAUCUUUAGAGGUGCUGGUAGGCAGAUUACUCAAAAUGUCAAACUAUUGCAGAAAAUCACUCCAACUCCGUCAAUUAACAGUUGCAAUAUACAUCAACACAUUUUAUUUUCUAACAUACCCUUCUUAAACAGGCAUGUUCUAGCCAGGGUACACAAGCAUGCAUGCAUGCAUGGAUAGAUGGAUGCAAGCCCAAAUAUUUCUCACUGACCAGUUCUAGUGAUCUAAAAUGUCUCACUCUGCUUAAACAUGCAAAAUGUUUGACACAUCUGCCCUGCAGGUGAAGCCAUCAUGGUAGGGUGUGUGUGUGUGUGUGUGUGUGUGUGUGUGUGUGUGUGUGUGUGUGUGUGAGUGACUGUAGCUUCAGCCACAUUUAGAAAUGUUACGUUGGUUAGCACAUUCAUUUUAUUCUUUAGUGUUUAUUACAGUUCAAAUCCACAGAUGGUACACAAAUAGGGGUAAAAUUACACACUGAAGCUCAUUAUUGCAAAACAGUUCUGCAUAACUGAACACCAAAGAAUUUAAUUUAAACUGUCAUAUUUACUGUUUACUUAUUUUGUAUGCAACUGUAUUAAACAUUACACACAUUAUAGUGAUUGGGACCACAAGAAUCACAAAUAGUAAUUCUUAGUGUCAAAGACAAAAUCCUCAUUAGGCAGCUGUUGAAUGCAAUUCCCCUUUAAAACAUAGUAGUUUCUUUGUACUUUCCAGUUGACUUUGCUUUCAUGUGCACAAUAGAUUACUAUCUGUUGGCCUGAACUAUACAAUCAUGGCAUUCCAUUCACAGAUACAGCCUUAUAUUUGAGUUUAAUGAUAUAGUUUUUGAGCAGAUAAAUAUGUAACUUUUUCUCUUAUUUACAAUUAUAUAAAUUAGAUUAGUGAUUGUAGUGUAAGCAGUCAGAUAGAGAUAACAGAUUUGAGAUGGCUAUGCAAUUUUUAUUGUUAAUUGCAUCGACACUUUACAAGAAAUUUUAUGAAUAAGGAAAUAUUUUACCUGUACAGAUUCAAGCAAGUGUCCUUAUAGUAAUCCUUUAAUCAAAACUAUGCUGUUGGUACUGCGUGACUUUGUGUGUCACUGUGCUGUAUGUCAGUAUUGAUUGUACCAUUGACAGUUUUAUAUUUAGUGUUUGUUUAAAGUUGAUGGGUGAAGAAGGGACCAUGAGUUCCCCAAAACGGACUUAUUUUAUUAUUUGCUCCAUCCAAGAGUCAUUGACCAGUAGUCUGAUUGUCUGAUCAGCCACCUCUGAGCCCCCCCCCUUUACCUGAGUAAAAAGGAGAUAAGUAUAUAACUGGCAUGUUAGUAUCAGAACAAAGUUUAAAUCAGAAGACCACAUAGAGAAGCAAAAUUACCACAACAUAAAAUUACUUAAAAAGAGUGGGGGGCAGGAAACAUCAUGUUUUGCAACUGGUUUGACAGUAUUUGAUCGACAGUCGGUAGUAGUAAUGUGCAAAGAAUGUGUCUCCGAAAGGAGUACAAGCUAGCAAAUACAGAUGUAAACAAUGCAGAAUUUUAAGUAUACAAUUGGCUAUGCAUAUGUUUGAUGAAUAAAGAAAUGAAUUCACCACAUUUUAUUUUGGUGAGAAACACUGAAUGUAAAGAUAAGGGUUAGGGUUUCUUUUUACAAGACAACAGGGUACCUUUAAACAACAAAGACAAUGUCCUUAAUAAGUACUGUUUUGCCUAUUUAUUAGUUUACAGUCACAUAUAAUGUAGGACAGAGUAUUUCCCAAGCCCCGAUUACAGAUGUCUUGUGCAUGUGGAUGGAUAUUUUAUGAACAAAGCAAUUCAUUAUCCCUUUUCAGAGAAUUCUCUCAACUUCUCUUUGCAGUUUUCCUCACACAUUAGGAAGUGGUGUUUAGUGCCAUUUGGAUAUCAGAAAGUGAAUAUACAAACAAAACCUCUCGAUAUACUGUAUGUCUGGUUACAUCAGAGUCUUUGUGUUCAGUUGACUGUGGCGAUGUUUCAACCAGGGUAACAUAAUGUAAAGAAACUGUGCUAAUAAGUCCAUUAAUGAAGAAAAAUCAGUGAAAAGUAAUUUGACAUUUAUCAGACCUUUGCUAGAACACAUUUUUUAUAUAAAUGUAGAGAAAACUGUUGGAUCAUUAAACCAUUUCUAAAGAAUCUAAGUAAAAGUAUUUUAAAUUCUCUAAAAACACAGUAAAAGCUCUGCACCGCUGGUCCCUUAGAAGAUUAGACAAGCUAAACUGUCUCUGUCCCUGUGCUAAACUGUCCCUGUGCCUCAUCAAUAUUUAGAACACAUAUUUAGACAGACAGUUCAUAAGUCGCAUGCAAAAACCAUAAAACAACAAGACUUUUGCAGUCGAGUGAAAAUCAUAACUGACGAGUGCAGUGUGUCUUAAAGACAUGUUCAAAUGUCUCAAGUGUCAAAAAAUGUAAGCUGGAGAAUAAAGAGUUUAUUAAAAAAUAGAUCAAGCUAUAGUAGAAAAAACAUUCCAAUAAGUGUGUCUCUCUAGUUACACAAGACAUUUAUUCUCCUUGUUUGAUCUCCACUUCUUUGAAAAAAUACAUACAGUAUAUCACACCAGCUACAUUAGGCCCAUACUUAGAUCCACCUCUUUGACCAUUUGACACUCAACUCGGUGAGGCAUCUAAUUACCACGUAAUGUCAUUAUGUCACACAUGUUGCUAGGUUUCAGCUCACAGAGAUGUUGCUGGUGAUCCAACUAAGUUAGCAUCUCAUGUUGGCUGUCUAUCCAAGCAGGUCAGAAGGCCCUGCGUUGACCUUUCAUAAUUACACAUCGGGGGAUUAAAACACAAAAAUCUGAACAAAAGUAAUGCAGGGAUGCUCGUUUAAAAUUCUAAUUAAGGUACUUUUUUUUAAAACACUACCAGCUCACUCUCCUGGAAGUUAGUGAGUGGACCUUUUGUGCUUUGGUUUUCUUCAGUCUUGAAGUCGUCUUCAGUCUUCUGAAGCCAAAGUGGUAUCCAAUAUUCAGAUCUGCCUCUGGUCCGUACUCUACAUUAAAACAUGUCAUUGCAAUACUGUAGCGAUAUGUAGUAGGCACAUUUGCUGUGCUUUCAGGCAUGACCAGUGCACAGCUGAAUCAUUCUAGUGAUGUGUUUAACUUAAUUAGAGACAGUGUGAGGAAGCACACAGUAAUUGUGAGCUACGAACGUCAACAUCUGCGUAAAAAUGUAGUGCACAACAUUGCAGAAAGUGGUCUUUCCACAGUAGCCUCUUACUGCUGUCAAAUCAGGUAUUCUGUGUGAUGUUUGGUAAAUGAACCAGUUAACAAUAAAAUAUUUUCUUUUAUGUAACAUCAUACAGUUAGAAUUGUUGUUUAAUGCACAUGUUCACACCUUGCAUGCUUGAGGGGAUAUAAUGUUAAACACCAGAUUAAGAGCUGUUGUUACAGUUUAGUAAAGGGAGUUUUAUGCAGUUGAUAAAAAACAACAGUACCAUGUUAUAACUUUAAUAAUUUUACAUAUAUACUAUAAUUUAAAGCUGCACAAAUCAGUAUGUUUAUGUAAGCAAUGGAUCAAAUCAUUAUGCAUAAUGUAAAUGGAGUAGUGAGGAACUCACAGAGAAUUAUCACCUGAUUCUGCAGCUUCCCUCACAGAGCGUUUUAGCGUCUUUCAGCUCAUUGUUUUGGUUUUACAGCCCGCAACUUUAUUGUUUCAGUCCACUCUCAUCCACCUUGUUUUUAGUCGUAACAGCCAUUUUCAAUGGAAAAGGUAAACCACCUGUAUGCUACCUGCUACCUAAGGUGGCGGCUAGCUGGUGAACAGAGUGGAGCAUUCGGCAAAGCAAGAGCUAGAUAUUUCCCUCAGGAGUUGUGGAAACUAAAACAGAGCUUAAAGGAGUGAACAUUGGACUUGCUAGGUGGCCAGAAACAACUUCAAAAUACUGCUACUGUUUGCUGUUUCUGCUGGAUGUUUAAAUAAGUUAAUGUUUGCUAAACAUUAUGAUAUAAUGUGAUAUAAGGUGAUAAUGUGUCUUGUUGCGCUGCCCCUAAGUGGCUAAAAAAGAAUGAAUGAAAGUAGUUUUAAAGGAGAUUUUUUUAAUACAGAAAAUAAUUCAGCAAAUGCCAUUUUAAAUUAUAGCAUACAAACCGCUCAGCAAAAGGUAAAACCAUACCAAUACAUUUUCUAUUUUAAUUAAAUGUUUCAAAAUAUUUGAUUAGUGGCUUAUUAGCACAUGGUUUCUACAAAGGCCUAUCCCAGUCUGGUCCAUGAGCACACAGUAAAAUCUCUGCUGUAGGUUGCUGAUGUGUCAUAAAAAGCUGUAUUAAACCCAACUGUUUACAGUAUUUGAAUGGACAGACGCAUCAUAUAUCUUUGUGGGAGGCUAUCUGACAUGAACCGUCUCAAAAAGAUUGACGCUACAAGUAUAAAGAAACCGUAUAAUUUUUUUCUUUGUUAAGUGUAUUUGUGUUGUCUGCAGCCUUUGUACUACCCAUGCUUGUAAAAGUGCCUUUGGCUGAGCAGUAUUGAAACACUAUACUGUCAUCGUGUAUUUCAUAGUUUGCUAUGCCUCACUCAGAGAUUUUGCCAUGUUUACUUGUCUUUACCAAAGUAAAUAAAGAGGACCCCUUUGAUUUGGCCAACUGAAUCCAUACACUAGGUGUUUCUAUCCGGCACAGCAGUAUUAAAUGGUGUUGAGCGUGAAACUCUCCUUGAAGACCUUGAUCCUCUGUUGUCAAAGUAAAGCAUCUGAUCCGGUUCUUGAUCUUUGGAAGGGGCAUGUAGUCAACAGUUGUUGUUUUUUUCUUUCUUCAAUAAAAGCUUUGCAAUAACA
This is a messenger RNA of Micropterus salmoides (largemouth bass), 7326 nucleotides long. Its product is annotated as LIM domain containing preferred translocation partner in lipoma. The transcript is spliced from 12 exons. The record is from RefSeq and is a predicted model, not a curated record. Gene Ontology annotation, cellular component: focal adhesion; stress fiber. Bases 295 to 2010 code for a protein of 571 amino acids. NCBI's taxonomy places the organism in Eukaryota, Metazoa, Chordata, Actinopteri, Centrarchiformes, Centrarchidae. Gene Ontology annotation, biological process: cell-cell adhesion.